Messenger RNA from Scutellospora calospora, 283 nucleotides. The record is from the annotation of a GenBank genome assembly. NCBI's taxonomy places the organism in Eukaryota, Fungi, Glomeromycota, Glomeromycetes, Diversisporales, Gigasporaceae.
CCAAAAACAAGUGACUCUUGCAAACUCUAUAGAAGAUGGUACUGACUUAUUUAGUGAAGAAGAUUCAUUUUCUUUUCUAGAAAAACUUUCAGAAGAAGAUUCAGAAGGGGUUUUGAAGGAACCAGAUGAUUUAGUUAAUAAAAAUUUGAUAAAUUUAAAAGUUAGAAACUUUAUAUCAUUAUUAUCUAGAUUAGAACCUAAUGAAUCUUCAAGUUUAAGUGAAGAUGUUAUACACAGAGAUAAGGAUUUUGAUAUAAAUAAACUUAUUGAUAGUUUAGAUUAA